AGUUAUUUAGGUAUUUCCACAAUGCACGAAUUAAUUUUUAAAACGUGGUCAGAGAUUUUUUGUUCUGCUGGCGUUUUCUAAAAACUAAAGACAGAUCUCCACUAAAAUUUGACAUAAUUUGUUCAUGUCUAAAACUAUGAAUAUUUGUCAAAUUAAUUGAUAAAGAAGUGACUCCAUAUCCGAAUUAACUAUAAUCUGCUGUGGAUUUCAGAUACGAGAAAAAAAUUAGCUGGAAUAAGAGGAGGGGGGGAAGUAAGAUUAUUAUUCUUAAACGAUCCAAAAUUUUAACCCUACGGUUAAAAAUUCCCACCCACCACCUUUACCACUCAUUCCAUUCACGCUCACGCCGCAUUUUACCUUCCAACUUCUCCCCCCAUCCGUACAGCACACUCCCGCGCGUGCCUCCUUCGGGAAAACACACGCCGUACUCAAAAUGCCUAACCCACCCUUCAAACUCUGUAGACAAAAACAGUUUUGCUUGGAGAACUACGUAGAAAGGAGAAGAAUUAAAAUAAGAGGAAGGAAAAGUAAACACCCGAGUACACUGUAUGGCUUUGAGUGAAACUGGAAUCAACUACAUUAUUUGAGGGCUUAGGGUCCCUUUUAUACAAAUCAAAGUGCAACGGUUUCCUUGCUAAUCUCUUGGCUACGUUGCUUUCUAAAGGGAAUAGGUCAAACUAGUGACUAGAUCAAAUGCAGAAGUAAAUACAAAAAAAAAAAAUAACGUUUAACAAGAUUAAUCUAACAAACUCUACCUUAUCCACCGCCUAAUCACCACAAACUCAACGUAGAUCAGUAGCAAAUACAAGGGCAAAUCAGUCCAAAGAACCAUUUCAAAAAUUAUGCUCCCGAUAAUCUCGACAGUAACUCAGUCUCUAUAAAUCCUACUAACUAGAUCCCUAAUCACAACCCCUAACCGAACGAUGUCCCCCAAAAUAUCCACCCUCAUCACCACCACUCUCCUCCUCCUCGCCAAGUCCGAAUGCGACACGUCGGCCCGCGGCCAAUGCUUCAACAAACCCGAAGCCCUCCGGCUCAAACUCAUCGCAAUCGCCGGUAUCUUGGUAGCAAGCAUGAUCGGCGUCUGCCUACCGCUAUUCUCCCGCUCAGUGCCGGCCCUGAGGCCCGGCGCCAACAUUUUCGUGCUCGUCAAGGCGUUCGCCUCCGGCGUGAUUCUUGCUACGGGGUACAUGCACGUGUUGCCCGACUCGUUCGAUGAUCUGCAUUCGCCGUGCUUGCCUGAGAACCCCUGGAGGAAGUUCCCGUUCACGACUUUUGCCGCGAUGCUCUCCGCGUUGGUCACGUUGAUGAUCGAUUCGCUUAUGAUGGCGAGGUUCAAUAUAAGGCAUAGCUGUGGACCUGCGUCGGCUGUGGAUCACGAGAGUCAGAAGAGUAAAGAGAGAGUCGCGGCGAACGGAGGUGGUAAGGAUUUGGCACAGGAUCCGACGAUCGCUAGGCAUCGGAUUGUAGCGCAGGUUUUGGAAAUGGGAAUUGUGGUUCAUUCUGUGGUGAUUGGGUUGUCAAUGGGGGCAUCUCAGAGUCCUUGUACGAUUAGGCCUUUGGUGGCUGCGCUUUGUUUUCAUCAGCUCUUUGAAGGAAUGGGUCUCGGUGGUUGCAUCGUACAGGCGGAGUACGGGUUAAAGAUGAAAUCAAUCUUGGCCUUCUUCUUCGCGACUACAACCCCAUUCGGCAUUGCGCUUGGAAUAGCACUGACGAACGUGUACAGCGACAGCAGCCCGACAGCCCUCAUCGUCGAGGGAUUGCUAAACGCGUGCUCGGCUGGGCUGCUGAAUUACAUGGCGCUUGUUGAUCUCUUAGCUGCAGAUUUCAUGGGUCCUAAACUUCAGAGCAGCAUCGGGCUCCAGUUGUGGUCGUUUGCGGCAGUGCUCUUUGGCGCUGGAGGCAUGUCUCUCAUGGCUAAAUGGGCCUAAUAUAAGCUAGUUAAUUGAAUUGUUAGGUGUAUCUAGACACUGCUAAAAAACGGAGUAUGCUAGACAGAAAAUUCCGUCUAGGAAAGUCAAUCAUGAUUAUGAUUUGUUUAGAUCAUGAAUAGAUCGAGAGAUUAACAUUUUUUUUCUAUUUUUUGGCUAGUAAAUGUAGUUUAGAUUGGGAUUUUUUAACGGUUAAGUGUAGCUGUGAUGCAGGGAUAAAUUCACUUCA
This is a messenger RNA of Asparagus officinalis (garden asparagus), 2160 nucleotides long. Its product is annotated as fe(2+) transport protein 1-like. Gene Ontology annotation, cellular component: plasma membrane. The record is from RefSeq and is a predicted model, not a curated record. Gene Ontology annotation, molecular function: zinc ion transmembrane transporter activity. Lineage: Eukaryota; Viridiplantae; Streptophyta; Magnoliopsida; Asparagales; Asparagaceae. Gene Ontology annotation, biological process: zinc ion transmembrane transport. The transcript has 3 exons. The coding region runs from base 924 to 1931 and encodes 335 amino acids.